GUGACCCAAUGGGAUGUAUGCUGUAGAACACACUUGCAUACACAGCAGCCGUUUGACCGGGAAGUGCUUGCGCUGUCCGAGCCGGAAGUUGAGGUAUCAGCUGAUGCUGGUGUUGCUAAUGGAAGUUGUGUGUUGUUGUUGUUCACGGUAGACAAUUACCGUAAAGAAACGAAUAAGGAAAUCCGUGGUACUAACAGGCAGUGAUCGGGUAGACAACAAUUCACGUUAGAACCGCGUAGAAAUACACUUAGACAGCAUCAGUAUUUCUUAGUAGAAGAGAUAUACCUUUAGUUGUAUUGGAAAGGGACUGCAUGUGAAUAUAUAUAUACAAGGAAACGGGUGUAGCAUGAAUAUUAGACAUCACGGUAGCGCUGCAAUUUGUGUCAAAUAGAACACAUUUAAACAAAAUUGUGUAAGGUAAGGAUACAAAAACUGAAGUCAGGGCAGACGUAAUACAGUGCUAAAAGAAAACAACAAAGCAAACGCAAUCGGAAAUAUUAUAAAUACAGUCUUUGUCAUUUUAUUAUUAUUAUUAUUAUUUAUCUGUCACCGCAAUUUUAGAAUUUUAAAAACAAGUUAUUUAAAUGUGAUGUAUGAACGUGUGUAGUAGUAUUAUAAAUUAGGAAGCGGUCGUUUGUCGUUGUUUAUUUCACGGAGACACAGGUGACACUCCUGGAAAAUACACUGCACAAUAGUAAUAUCAAUAUUAAGUUGUGUCUGGCACGAAGUGGUUUUAAUGAAUGUGGUGUUCGUGGUGAUACUGGUGUGCAGGCUAGCCUACGUUGAAGCAGGGGCCGAGGCUCAGGGCUGUCAGUAUUAUUUAAACAGUAUUAUAAACCCCGGCCCAGUCACACACAGAACUCCGAAUCUGCCUUCUUGGUUCUUGUUCGGGCCAAUGCUGGAUCUGGAGGUCGUGCCUGAGAGAUCGCUGGGAAAUGAACAAUGGGAAUUUGCUCUAGGGAUGCCAUUGGCCCAGGCCAUCGCUAUUCUCCAGAAACACUGCCGCAUCAUCAGAAACGUGCAGGUUCUCUAUAGUGAACAGACUCCUCUUUGCCAUGACCUCAUACUGAACUUGACUCAGGACGGAAUCAAGCUGCUCUUUGAUGCCUGCAAUCAGCGACUGAAGGUAAUUGAAGUUUAUGACUUGAGCAAAGUGAAAUUGAAAUACUGUGGAGUGCAUUUUAACUCUCAGGCAAUAGCUCCGACCAUUGAGCAGAUAGACCAGUCCUUUGGAGCCACGCACCCAGGAGUGUACAAUGCAGCUGAGCAGCUUUUUCACCUUAAUUUCCGAGGUCUGUCUUUCUCCUUUCAACUGGACUCCUGGAACGAAGCUCCCAAGUAUGAGCCUAACUUUGCCCAUGGCUUGGCCUCCCUGCAGAUUCCUCAUGGAGCCACUGUAAAACGCAUGUACAUCUACACUGGAAACAGUCUGCAGGAUACCAAGGCUCCAGCGAUGCCUCUUGCCUGCUUUCUGGGGAAUGUGUUUGCCGAGUGCGUCGAAGUAUUAAGAGACGGGACGGGACCCUUAGGUUUAAGACUCCGUCUCCUCACUGCAGGCUGUGGUCCCGGGGUGAUGGCAGAUGCUAAGGUUCGAGUGCUGGAGCGCUGCAUAUACUUCGGAGACUCAUGUCAGGAUGUUCUGAGCACUCUGGGGUCACCACACAAGGUCUUCUAUAAAUCCGAGGACAAGAUGAAGAUUCACUCUCCCUCCCCUCACAAGCAGGUUCCCUCCAAAUGCAAUGACUACUUCUUCAACUACUUCACCCUUGGAGUGGAUAUACUGUUUGAUGCCACUACUCAUCUUGUGAAAAAGUUUGUGCUACACACGAAUUUCCCUGGUCAUUACAAUUUUAAUAUUUAUCAUCGAUGUGAUUUCAAGAUUCCACUUACAAAUAAAAAAGGUGGUGCCGAUUCUCAGACGGAAGCAGGCACUUUGACAACAUACAGCAAGUGGGAUUUGAUUCAGGAGCAUAUUGGUCACCCUAUGGAAAAGCCGGUUGUCCUGCACAGGUCAUCUUCAGCAAACAACAGCAACCCGUUCGGAUCUACUUUUUGCUUCGGACUGCAAAGAAUGAUUUUCGAGGUGAUGCAGAACAACCACAUAGCCUCAGUAACCAUGUGCCCCCCCCGGCCGAGCAGCCAUUCUCGAGCAGCCGAAGCACCUGCCCAGUGAGCGCCCGCUCUCCGCUCCUCCAACCACAACACUACAGAUCUAGUACAGUACAGUGUGCCUUGAUUUGCUGCCACUAUCAUACAAGAAAAGCAUGGUAUGGUUUCUUUUAGUUCUCGCUGCCCCUCCCCUGUCCUGAGACUGGCGAGAGUGCGCAGUGGAGUAUCACAGAGCUGCUCUCGCAGGGAGGAGUCCCAGUGGAUGGGCUGUGAAGCCAUGUGUGUGUGUGUUAUUCUGGUCCUUCUGUGUCUGUCUGUCCGUUACAUUCACCUGAUCGCACACAAACAUAGAUACAAGCACAAAGCACCGACCAGAGCCAAGGAGGUUGGUUAAUAUUUUAUUUAUAUAUAUAUAUAUAUAUAUAUAGAGAGAGAGAGAGAGAGAGAGAGAGAGAGAGACACACACACAUUUAAAUGUGUGUUCGUGUCGUAGUGGUGUGGUACAGUUCUAAACGUAGAAAUUAGACGUUUUGCACUUUGCUUUGGCUCAGUGCAGUCUACUGAGUGCAUCAAGUCUAAGCCUAUGUCCACUGUUUUCAGGCACACAUUGUUUUACUUAAACUGUAGCAAGUUAAAAGAAAAAAACAAAAACUUUUGGUUUUAACAUUUGCACUAAAUACACCUUAAUUACCUGAUAAUUGUCUUUGAUCCACUGAGGAAUAUUUGUGUCAUGGGUGCAAGUGAGUGAGGGGGUGCAACAGUUUUGUUAUUUUAAUAAUCUGCACGCAGCUGAUAAAAUAGAAUGUUAUUUUUUUUGUGUGCUGAAAGUCCAUCCACAUUUCCUAUUUCCAUGCCCAGUGUGUAUGUUAGGAUUCUUUCGAAUUUCAGUCCGAGACAUCUGAGAGCAUCUUGUUUUUUAAUCUAUACUUGUUAUGGAAACUGCACACCCCAAUGUGAUUGAAAACCACUUGUAAAAAGAAAGCUGCAGUUGUCCAGGGAGUGGAACUCCUGGCGUAUUGCAGUACUCUGCUCCCCCCCACCCCCCUCCUCCCCCCUUACAACCACCCACCCCUAUAGGGGUCAACUUGGUACAUGGGCUAUCUUUUAAUAUUGCUUCAUGUUUUAAAAAUAAUAAUAAUAAUAAUAAUGCCCCGUUUUUAAAAAAUACAUUUAAAAAAUGUAAAAAGAAAUAAAUGUAGUGACUUUAACUUGUAAUACAUGACUAGACACCGAUGUUUGUGUUUUCAGUGUGUGUAUAGAUUUGUAAAUACAGCAUUUUUUGGUAAUUUUAAAUAAUUGUACAGUGUAAGCCUGCAUUGCUUCAUUAAGUCAGAAAUAUAUAUUGUAACAUUGCAAAUCUGGACCAGUAACAGGGGAUACAGUAUGUGGAUGUGCGUUAAUGGUAUGUAUUUACAUUUAGUCUUCCCUUUUACUGUGACAUUCUAGACUGUUUUAACUACCCCUACAUGUACAGUAUGAUACAAGCUUACCUUUCUUCCAUUCUUAGCUGUUAAUCGAGGCUCUUACUAAACAUGUGCUACUUCUCUGUAUCGAUUGCUUGCUGAAGAUACUUUGUGCCUCUUGAUUUCCUGCAUAGCCUGUCUGAAACUGUGUAAUGAAAUGAAAUGCAUUAUGAGCAUGUAUUUUGAAAUGUUCACAUCAGGAUGUUAACACAUCAGGCUGUCAGUAAUGGUUUGUGUGCUCAAAGAAAAUUACUAUUUUAAUAGAUAAGCUGCUGAAAAGGUAUGGAUUACAUGUCCAGUGUAGAAGCCUGAACCCCAUAGUCUCUUAAGUGGAAGUAAACGAUCACUCUGUUCAGAAUGUCCUAAUACUUGUUAUCAAAUGUCAUCAGAAUGUCAUUGAAUUCGUGGUCAAAGGGUGGCUAGAAAACGUCCAAGCAUUCAGGUAUGGUUGAUUACCAACGAACUGCUUUGCCAGUGGAAAGAACGGACUGUAAUACAAAUUUCUAAACUGGAAUACAGUUGCUUUUCAUGUGAUAGAAGCAACAUUCAUAUAAAUACGAUUUUCAAAUGUUUUUCAAAUCCAUCAUUUUUUGGGGAUGCAUCUUUUUUUAAAUGCCCAUUGCUUAUUGAAAUUGUGAACUGAUGCAUACAGUAGAAAUGUGGUGUUUGAAAAUAAGAUAUUUUAAAAUCUCUGUCCGUAAAAUAACCUACAAGUCUUUUCCGCUGUGACAUUUAAAUAAACAUAUCCAAAUGCUCCUCCACAUGGAGCUUUUGAAAAUUCCAUUGUUAAGCUGAGGGAACACGAAGACUCUUUGUGGCUUCGAACAUGGUUUCAGGAGACCUGUUUCAGGGUUUGAAAGAGCAACGUUGCCUCAUACUAGGUCUCCUGGAACCAGGUUUCAAGCCACUGUUACUGAAAAAGUCGUUUCGUCUUCCCUCCGCUUUAGCAUCUCAAAAGACGGCAAUAAACGCAGCUGGUCCUAAUUCAAAUCCAGGCAUAUGCAAAUUUAUCGAGUAAUUUAUUGACUUUUUUUAAACCACUAUAUUCACAUUUUGAUACACAGCUCACAAUCUUGUUCAUAUCCUCAAUUCCUGAAUCAGAAAAUAAAAAUGGAUGUAAUAAACCUGUAAAACAA
This is a messenger RNA of Acipenser ruthenus (sterlet), 4708 nucleotides long. Its product is annotated as phagosome assembly factor 1-like. The record is from RefSeq and is a predicted model, not a curated record. Gene Ontology annotation, biological process: Golgi to plasma membrane protein transport. Gene Ontology annotation, cellular component: synaptic vesicle membrane; dendrite; trans-Golgi network. Lineage: Eukaryota; Metazoa; Chordata; Actinopteri; Acipenseriformes; Acipenseridae.